GUUAGGCUCUCAGAAGCCCCUUCAAGGACACUGUGGGUCUGUCGGUGUGUGAGAAAAAGAGAGAGUGAGUGAGAGAGAGACUGUGUUUUUAGGGCCCUUCAGUGAAGAUUAUGCAGCUGUGUUUCACAAUGGAACAGCAAUGGCGAUGAGGGGCCCAGUUGAGCCUCGCUUCUGAUCUGUUUCUUGUGGCGUUAGUGGAGCUCCAGUGAACUAGUUUAUGGAUGAUGCUUUAGUUGUGGUGCAUUUGUGGGUGGGUGUGUUGGAAAAGCCUGGCAGCUCAGAGUUUUAAGUGAGCUUAGGACUGUGGAGCAGGUAGGCCUUGCCAUAACAUUGCUCACUUUGCUUUUGAGCGUGUGGCCGUGGGAGGCAUGGAGGACGUGAGAGAGAGAGAUAGUGUCUGGGAAUUUGCAGAGACAUGAGCACCAAGACCUUUCGUUUCCGAGGAGUUUCGUGACAGAUAUCUUUAGUGGGUAUUGGUGUGACUGAACCAGCCCCCUUCGAUUAUCGGCGUCAGCUUCCAGUUAUUUUUUAUUUUUUAUUUCUAUGGAUUUAAGGACAGGGAGAUUUGAUUACAGAGUAGUGUUUUGUUUUCAAGGCGUUUUUGAACCCCAGUGAUGCGGACAGAGCUUGUUUCAGUUUGUUAUGUGCCGUGGACUGCCUCUGUGUGAGGUUUAUCGAAGUGGUCUUAGGUUCGGUGGUUUGAAGAGUAGUUCCUGCAGUAAUUUGAAGGCAUGACUUGAUCAAGGCUGGCAGUUAUUAGCCUGCUCCUCCUCCAUGGCUGCAUCAGGGAAGAGAUUUUCCGGAAAUGCGCAUGUGGGGCCUCGAGGUAAAGCAGCUAUUCGAUCUGUGGAGGUUCAACAGAAGCAGAGUAUUCUGGACAAAGUUUACGAUGUAUAUAUAUAUAUUUUACGGUUACCACUUCCAUUGUUUGUACUCAUCACCUUCUCCAGCCCCCUUGUCCUGAGCAUCCUUUUCACAGGUUUUUAUUUGCUGGAUGCGGAAGGCUUCCAGGUACCAGAAGGAGUUGCAGAGGUUUGGUGGGAUGGGGUAGUUCCAGGCUUUGUGGAGAAAAGUAUUCGGAUCUUCAUCUUCAGUUUCUCCCUGUCUACAACUUUUGGAGGUGCAAGAGUUGAAGCGCGGUCUCCGUAUGCCCUGCUUUUGGCCAAUCUUAACACACUCAUGGCUCAGCUCAUGUUUGUAUUCUUCAGCGGUGCUGUGUUUCACAGGCUUUCUCAACCUGUAGAACCUGUCCGGUGGUCUGCGGUUGCUCUUAUCACUGAUGAUCCGUACGCGGAGGCGGAGUCUCAUCUCCCUGGGCAUCCCGCUAACAAGACAUACAAGUCGUUCCUGAUACGUCUAAAUUUGGGGGAUCCGCAGCAACUAAUCCUGAUAGAGUGCCACUUCGAGCUCAUCUGUCAGCGUUUCCUUACUCUUCCUGGCCAACCCACGCCAUUCAUAACUGGAGUUAAUUUGAAGCUUGUUCGACCAAGAGUUCCAUACCUCAAAUAUGGCCUCUUUAUCCGCCACAUAAUUGACGAAGAAAGCCCUCUUUAUAAUCUGGACAUUGAGGCCUUGCACAGUCAAGACGUGUCGUUUAUGGCCACCCUUUCAGCUCUUGAGAAAUCCUCAAUGCAGCCGGUGUUCAGUGAGAUGUUAUACGCAGUUGCAGACGGAGACAUAGUGUGGGAUCAUCAGUUUGAUGAUCAGAUCAUGACGAACGAUGCAGGUCAACUGGUGUUUGACUUUAAGGCGCUUAACAAACUGCGGCCCAUGAAACUGGACGAGAUGAAAGGUGCUACACUUGGGAGUCAAAGUUAUAGAAAUUAACGCCGACAACAACACUACGUUGUGGUUGAUCACUCUCUUGUUUAUGUUUGUAGCAUGGAUUGCGUUCAGCUCAAUGUAUCACCGUACAUUGCAAUCAAUAGUUGCUGCCUCACCUGAUAUGGAUUUCACUGUGACACAAUUUGUUCAGGAUCAGAAGCUUGUUGUGAUUGGGUCUGAGAACUGAAGUACCACUUCUAAAUGCCACAUUCAUUAUUUAUUUUAUCAUUACUAUCUUAAGCUUAUGUGCA
Molecule: messenger RNA, 2075 nt
Organism: Physcomitrium patens
Lineage: Eukaryota; Viridiplantae; Streptophyta; Bryopsida; Funariales; Funariaceae
Biological process (GO): potassium ion import across plasma membrane; regulation of monoatomic ion transmembrane transport
Cellular component (GO): plasma membrane
Molecular function (GO): inward rectifier potassium channel activity
Source: RefSeq, a predicted model, not a curated record